Molecule: messenger RNA, 8124 nt
Organism: Sungouiella intermedia
Lineage: Eukaryota; Fungi; Ascomycota; Pichiomycetes; Serinales; Metschnikowiaceae
Source: the annotation of a GenBank genome assembly
AUGAGUACCAGAAAACCGCCAGUCAGGACCAAGCGCCGUGCUCACGUACAGCAGUACAGUACGGGCCAAGCUCAGCCCAGUGUGGUGCCACUGACGACACCAUUGGCAACGGCCAAAAGAUCAGAACCUGCCACAUACGGUACUUCUGGAACACUAGCGUUCGACAACUCAUUGAACGCACAAUCGGUAGCACAUUCAAGCAUGACAGUUGGACCACCUCCUAAUGCUGCGGGUAAUCAUCAACCUGUAUCUCUUUCUGCUCAUGUCGAUGGUGCGCUGACUCUAGGGGAAUUGCUGGAGUUCUUGACUCAGGAAGGUUCUGAUUUGGCGCACUCGACGCCAAAAGUCGAGACUGCUGGCGCUCCCGGAGCUAAAGUCAACCACUUGCCACCUCGUCGCGGCACAGCAUCCACUCGAGACGUUGAAACACCAAGUAAAUCGUCCGCGCAUGUCAACCAGAACUUUGGGCCCCAAUCACCAAAGCAAGAUGCAUGGGAUGCCAAUUGGGAUGAAGAAGCUGAGUGGGAUGAUAAAGAUCGUUGGGAAGCCAAAGAACAGCAUCCAGAGGAGUGGAAUGAGGACAAGUGGGAGGCAGAUGACCAAUGGGAGGUCCGGGAAGCCCAAGAAGCCCAUGAAUCUCAGGUUGCUCAGGAAUCACUGACGACCCAGGUUGCCCAAGAAGCCGAUCCUGAAGCCGGCUGGGAUGAGAAUGAAGAUUGGAAUGAACAAGACGAAUGGGAAGAAGAGGCGUGGGAUAAGAAUCAUGAAGAACCUCCACUCAAUGACCAUGAGAGUCAAUCUCAUCUUCCUGUGGCCCAUAGUGCAACUGCAUUUCAUGGCCGUCAGCCUGUUCACAAUCCGUAUGCUCCAGUGCAUGCGAACGUUUCUCUGAAUCAAUACGGGGCACGCCUGUCGCAGUAUCAACCUGGCCAGGAACACAAAAAUUUUGAAGAACAAAGUGCAUCUCAGGAAAACCUGGAGCUUCAGGAUUUAAAUGAGAAAAAAUCACACCCCGUUUUGAAGAAUGAGAAGGUAACACCGGUUUUAGAAUCAGAAAAGGCUGAGAGCCUUCCGGUUGACCAAGGUUAUUCUAAAGACGAAAUGCAAGAACAAUGGGAGCAACAGCAAGCCGAUCGCCAACACGCAUGGGAGGUAUCAGAGCAUCAUCCUGACGACCCGAAUUACGAACACGAACAAGCUUCAUGGGUGCGGGAUCAGAGGGAUUGGAGGGACUCCAAUGAUCGUGACUGGAAUGAAGACUCAAAUCAGGAGCAAUCCGUCUCGUGGGAUACGAAUGAUGUUCAUAAUGAAGAGCCUUGGUAUGUCGAACAGGACCAAGUGGGGCAGCUCCACGAGACUACCUCGCCAAACCAAGCUCCUGUGGAACUUCACCCUGUAGCACAAGAUACUGAGCCCGAAAAUCACCACGAUCUUCAUCUUGAAAGUCAUUUCCAGGAGAAUUAUGACCAGAAGAAGUAUGACCAGGAGAAUUAUGACCAGGAGAAUUAUGACCAGGAGAAUUUAAACCGGGAACCUUAUGAUCAUGAGCAUGAGCAUAAUGAAGAGGAUAGUUUAAGCCAGGAACAAUACGGCCACCACGAACAGUACGAGGAACACUUCAACCUGGAACAACACAAGGAGCAACACGAGGAGCAACACGAGGAGCAGCACGAGGAGCAGCACGAGGAGCAAUACGAGGAGCAGCACGAGGAGCAACACGAGGAGCAACACGAGGAGCAACACGAGCAGCAACACGAGGAGCAACACGAGCAGCAGCACGAGCAGCAACACCAGGAACACUCUAAUUUGGAGCAGCACGAAGAUCAGCACGAAGAUCAGCACGAGGAUCAACAUGGGGACGAAAUCAAUUACAUUCAGGAAGACCAGCAACCGGAUGAUGCAGUGCUGAAUGGCCAGGAACCGUUUGACCACGAGCAGUAUCAGCAAGAGCAAGUCAUCACUCAAGAACAUCAAGGUGCUUCUGAAUUUUGGAAACGUGAAGAGCAGUCGAAUGCAACAGUACAGGAGUGGCAAGAAAUUGAGCAAUCAGUGCCAUCAAAUAUUAUGCUGGAGCCUGUUUCUGGGUUAGCAAGUCUGACAAAUACCUAUGAGCCUCAUCCACAGAGCGGAUUACCAUGGGAUCUUACUGAAAAUGAAGACCUGGUUGUUUAUCAUGGUGACAAGUUCCGUUCCAAUGCCUCAGUACAUGAGGAAACAUCGGAAGCACUUGGGUCCAAUAGGAAUGAGCAAGAUCAGACCGAGAAUCCUCAUGAACCAAAUGCCCAUGCUCUGAAGUUAGCUGCUCUCGAGAAAUUAGAGUUAGAUGAUGAUUUACUUCUUGACGAUGACUUCUUGGAAGAUGAUGAUUUUUUGGAAGACUCAUACCGGGGACACGAUGAUAUCCAACCUCAAAACAUUGAUGUUUGGAAUCAGGAGGCAAAUCUUCACCAGAGCCUUGCUCAGGUUGCUCAACAGACUCCUCAUCAACCCGCACAAGCACAAACUGAGGAGUAUCAUCCAAUUCAACGAGAAGUACAGCCGGCUAAACAGGAUCUUCCAUUUAAGCCAAUAACUUCAGUUAUGCCGGGAGUAACAAUUCACGAGACUUCCAAUGUUGCCACCAAGCCUAAGCCACAAUCAGCGAAUGCAUCCAAGUACUCGAAGGCAGCCGAGCUACCAAGUGCAUAUCCUACUCAACAGGUGUCUCAAUACCAGCUUCCCAGCUCUGCCGAUAUUCCGGGCCCAAAGAAGGCAGAGGAGGAAUUAAAGAAGAAACUUGAUGCAGCAAAGAAGAAAAACGAUGCUUACGACUUCCCUAUGACAUUCACUCAGCCUUCUAUUAAGCCAGCAUCGAGAGUUCAUUCAAAACAAUCCGCUUCUAUCAUAUCUACCACGGGCCCAUCAAGCACUUCUGGUAGUACCGAAGUAGUCGUUAACGCACCUCCAGUACCUGCUAAAUCAGAGGUGUCAUCUUCCGCCGCUUCCAGCCAUCGGUCGUUUUUUGAAGACCUCCCUGAUACUCUUCAAAAGCCAUCUCACCGUCCGGGACGUGCAGCCGUGGCAAAAGUUGGGAAUACUGUAGAGCCUGUUAAUCAGCCGUCGGUAGCUCCUAGCCUCCCUUCUAAGAAGAAGUCUCCCAAAAAUCCUUACGCACUGUUGGCACCCAAGGCCGCUGUUUCUCCAAUGUUGGGUAAACCGCAAAUGGGGGUUAUACCAACGAACCAGGCACCAGGGAAUGUGCCAACCAAUAACAUUCCAAUGGGGCAUCAUACUGCCUUGGGAGCUAACCUUUCGAGCAGCUCUCAAAAUCCGGGUGCCUCAGCUACUCCUAACAAGUAUCUGCCUUUGAAUGGACCACCAACGGGUUUACAUCAUCCUCUGGUUGGGGUGUCUAUUCAUUCAAAGUUAGGUCCCACGGGAGUUAUGCCACCUUCGGGAGCUGCACCACUGUCUGGAGUUAUUCCACCUUCUGGAGUUAUACCACCCUCUGGUAUGAUGCCACCUACGGCAGCAAUUCCUGCUGGUCCUCUCCCACCUCAGAGUAACUUUAACCAGAACAGCUUUAACCAGAGUAACUCUAAUCAGAACAGCUUUCAUCAAGCUAAGAGUGGUCCAUCAUUCCAAGCUGGUAACCAGCAUGGAAUUCAGAAUACUUUCCAACCACAAGGGCAACAAUCGAUGAAUUUAGCUCCGACAGCAAACGUUUAUGCACCAUCUGCUCAACACGACCGUUUUUCACCUGCAUUACUCCAUAGUAACCUCCACCCUGGACAUCCACCUUCCCAACAGGCCACACCUUUCCCUCCCGUGCCUCAGGGACGGAGUGAUCAUCCAGUCUCACCACGGGUCAAUACUAACGUUCCUAAAACAUCUGAUAAGGGUUCAGCUUCAAGUCCCUACGUUCCGCAUGCUGGACCAUACGCACCAUCAGCAAUCAACAGAGGUCACUCAAGAACGAAUUCCAUCAUUGGUGGUCGUGGUAAAGAGGUCAAUCCGUAUGCUCCAGCUCAAGCAACCGGGGGACCUAUUGCCAAUUUAAUUAAACUGCCCAUGGUUAGAAAUCGUGGAAGGUCUGUUGGCAAGCAGAAUGUAGCGAAAGUUGGACGGGCGGAUCCCUCCACUCGACAGCUACCUAUCUUCAACUGGGGCAAUUCACAGAAUAUUGUUUAUUUGAUUCCAGGUGCGCAAUACGGUAUGGAGCCUGUUAUUAAGAAUGUUCACGUUUCGAAAACGGCCAAAGUAUUAACCAAAUUGGAACCUUUCGCCGAUUUUCCCGGACCUUUGACAAAAUCCAAGUCAAAGAAGAAGGAACUUGAAGCUUGGUUGGAGAAGCGAAUUGCAACAUUGCUGGCUGUAUACUCUGAUGAGUCGGUCCUCUGUCAAGUCUUGCAUGCUCUUGUCCAACACGAUGGUCAGUUCACCUUACCGGCAUUGCACAAGGUUUUAGCAGGUAUUUUGACUCCAAAUAUCGACUUCAACGAGGAACAGAAGAUUCCCCCAACUUACUUGAAUAUGGGAACACCUGGAUCUGCAGCCAAUGCGUACAAAUUAGACACAGCAGGUACUAACUUCGUCUGGUCAUUGAUUCAGACAGGUAACCGUGAGGCUGCUUUGGAGUACGCAAUUUCAAAGCAAGAUUGGGCCCUCAGUUUUGUUGUGGCACAUUCUAUUUCUCCAGAACGAUUCUCAAAAGUCGCCUCGGAUUAUGCUAGAAUGAUGUUCCCAUUCCAGAAGACUCAGACCAACAGAGUACAACACUUGAUGCCAAUCAUAAUGAAGACAUUUGUGGGAAAUUCGAAGGGUGCCGUUUCCGACUUCUUGAACGUCGCAAGUGAAGGAGAAUUCGGAAAAUUACAUUACCGUGAGAUUAUCUCUGCCAUCAUAGUCAAUGGAGCCUCGAACGAAUUCUUAGUUGAAUAUGGUAAGUUCUUGGCGGAUGCCAACUUGGCUUUGGCCAGCGAGCUUUGUUUCCUGCUUGCAGGUGUCAUCAUGUCCUUGAAUCCUUUGGCAAAUGGCGCCGUAUUUUCCUCGGUUGGCACUUUUACCAUCUCUCCGGUUUACAGUGAGAUUUAUGAGUAUGUUCUUCUGGUGUCUCCUAUAACGGGAAACAAUAUCCCUCCAACUGGAUUGCUCCAUUUGUUACCAGGUAAGAUUGCCACUGCACAAAUAGCAGCAGAUUUGGGGUCCUUUAUCACAUCUAGAAAGUAUUGCGAUCACAUUAGUGGUUUGUUGAAGACUUUGGGAAGAUCGCCAUCAGUUACUCCUCAAGCACUUCGCGACUUCCAAAACUUGUUGGUUCGCAUAUCCGAUACCAACUCCACCGAUUCCGGGUGGUUGGGCACGAAACUUAGCAGAGUUAACCUUGAUAAAGUUUGGGGUCACUUGGACAAAUUCAUUGGAGGAGAGGAUACUACCCCUAAGCCGGCUGAUAAUGGAGUAUUCAGCAAGUUCAGUCCAUCUGUGUCAAGAAAUACAUCGGCUUUGGAUGUUUCUCAGAUGGGUAACUCACCUCUGUAUCGUCCAGAAUUACAACCUCAACUCAGUUUUGUCAGUGUUCCACCAACUGAGUUCUCUAGUCCCGCACAUUCAGCUCGUCCUCAAGUUACCCUGCGAUAUGCGCCAGGUGGACCAAACCCAAAUCAGGCUCCCAAGUUUGCUUCUGCCGUCGCCAGUCAGCAGGGCAGUCAUGCCCCAAUGAAUAACUUAACAAGACACGUACAUGAGAAUGGUUCUCAAGUGAGUUUGCAGGAUGAUGCGAGACCAGCUUCAAAGCAUUCUCACAAGAAGAGAGUUGGGGGCAACAGUGGCACACCAAUAAACAUGAUGUACGGUAACAAAACUGCGCACUUAUCGUCCCUGUCUUUGGCUUCUCAGACUAGCAUCCACCAGCCUCCAUCAUUUGUUGCUCAUCCUCCUACAGGCGUGAAAAGAAGCUCAACUGCAGGUGUCGGAGCCUCUGAUAUGCAAAGCAAAAAUCCCUACGAAACGACGUACGGUAGGCGGCCAUCAAGGGGUCAUUCUCGCAUGUCCUCUCUUCAAAGUGAGAGUAGUAUUCUUUCUGAAGACAGAAAGCCACAACAAAAACCACACUCUAUUCCAGAGUUUCUGGAAAGCAAUGCAUCCAUCACUGUCGAGAAAUCGAACACUAAAUGGAAUGAUCAACAAUCUGAUGUUCCACCUCGUUCUGAACCACGGGUAGAAUCUCCAAGGGGAUUUGGCCGCAACUACGAAGUUGAGCCCAUUGAGACCCCAGUCUCGAAUGUGCAAGAAGUCCAUUCGGAUGUUGAUGAUGUAGUGAAAGAUUUGCCUGAGGUCACGGAACAUCAACACGUGAAAGAGAAAGAAGAUUCUCCCAAAGAGGUGAUCAUGAACGUUUCUGAACCAAAGGAAUCACAGCCUAGAGAUCCCCAUAACGCAGAGCUGGUCAAAUCAGAGGCGGAUGUGCCAGCUGAAGAUGCUAAGGAACAUGAAGAGGUGGAAUCCGAACAAAUACCUCCUCCACCUGCAUCAUCGAAGCACGUUGGUCCUCAAAGAACCAACCCUUAUGCUCCUGGAGCUUCUAAAUCAGUGAGCAAGGGAAACAACAAAUAUGGACCUCAUGGCGGCAAAUCAACAAACAAGUAUACUGGAAACGUUCAAGCAAGCAAUUUGUCCGGAGUUCCAGAUGGUGCUCAGAUUGACAUGUUUGAAUUUAGCUCUGAACCAUUGGAAAAGAGGCCAAUGGUGUCCGCCAACCAGGCAGUCAAAUUAAAAGAUGAAAGCAAAGAGGUGUCUAAAAAUGAAAGUAGAGAGGCGGCCAAAGAGGAAGCGAACGAUGAAGCGAACGAUGAAGCGAACGAUGAAGCGAACGAUGAAGCUAACGAAGGAGCCAAUGAAGAAGCCGAAGAAGAAGCUAGCAAAGAAAUUGAUGAAGAGCCAAAGGCGAAGAAUGCAAAUGAAAUGCAAAAAGAUGAAAGAAAAUCAGAAAAGACAAUUGUCCAUGCAUUCUCGGAUGAAAACAUCGGAGAACCUGAUAGAGAAUCUAAAUUGCCUCCACCACAGGCUGGUGCACCUCCGAAGAGGAGGAAUGGUCCUCCAAGGACAAACCCAUAUGCUCCUCCGAAGUCCAAUCCAUAUGCUCCUACCCAUAAGUUGAGCCCAGCUAACGUGGAUGUCAGUUUUGAUGAGCUUCCAGCGGAGAAUGUUAUUGAAAGCCCCACUGGUAAGAAGCCGGUUCCAUUGGUAUUGAAUACUCUGAAUUCACCACUUCCUUCAGCAAAGGAUAAGUUUGCCAAUCCUUUCCAAGGUGAGGAGAAAGCAAGUGGAUUGAAUAUCCAGAAUGGACUUGAUGAGUUUCCUAUUCCAGGAUCUCCAGAGUAUACCACCAGAGCCAAUUCUGUUGUGGGCCAGCAAGGAUUAUAUUCCAGCAGAUUGUCUCAAUCUCAUCAAACAGACAUGUACCUGCAAUAUGAGGUGAAGGAUGAUACCGUUCUUGGAUACAUUCCCGUGGAAGAGGAUGAAGAAGAUGAAGAAGAAACACGGGCCAGACUUGAAGCAAACCGCAAGAAAUUGGAAAUAGAGAAGAAGAAAAAGGAGGCAGAGGAACUGGCAAGCAGGUCGGGGCAAGUCUCUAGAGGUAGCCAACAGAGUACCGCUUCGGGAAAUAAAUGGUUCCUGGGUCUUUUGAAGCUGCUGAAUGACGACAAGCCUAAGGCGAUCAAGGCCAAAUUGGGUCAGAAAAACACCUUCAAGUAUGACGAGAAGCUUCAACGGUGGAUAGACACAAGUCGUCCACUCGAAGAACAGCUUCAGGCUGCAGCACCUCCGCCACCACCUAAGAAGAAAGCGGUCAUUAAGCCAGAUGGUGGAAAGAAGAGUGUCGUUGUUGAAAACUCAAGAGAAGAUGAAGAAGAGGCUCCUGCCAGCCAACCAAAUAGAAGAGGGUCGCAAGACGCUGGCACAUCAGAUACCAAGGCUCCCAAGGGGCCAGGGCUUUCUGCAAGGAAGAGCAUGCCAGCAUUGAGAGGAGGAAAGGACUUGGCUAGUGCCGGACUUGACGAUUUGCUCUCACUCGGUGAUUCGAAUAAACCAAUCGGAGCACGUAAGGGAAAGCGAAGAUACGUCAAUGUGAUGGACAAGAAGUGA